AUGGGAAAAACAAGAAGAUUUCUCUCAAAGUUCAUCAAGCCUAAACUCCCCUUCUUCAUUCACAAAUCCAAAAGCUCUAACACUCAUUCAUUCAGAACCCCAGAAGAAGUCAAAGAAGAAGAAGUAGAAGAAGUCAAAGAGAUUCCCACUUCCAACUUUCCUACUUCCAUCUCCAAAGAAGCAUGUUUCAAAGCUGAAACCAUUCAAGAAGUACAAGAAGAAGAAGAAGAAGAGGAAGAAGAGGAAGAUGGAAGUGAGAUUGGGAAGUCCAGUUCAUCAUCAGUUUCUGAAUUCUUUUCAUGCACUUCUAGUGUUUGUGAUGACUUCCAUUCAUGUUCCUCAUUCCAUGAACUCUUAACUGAAGCAAACAACACACGCAACUCAGUUUCAUCAGUUUCAGAAUAUUUUUCAUCACUUGAGGAAGUGGGAUCAAAACAACAACUCAAUAAUCUUAAUGUUGAUGCAGGUGAGGUUUCUCAGAGGUUUUUCUUCUUGCCAAGCAGUUCCAAAUCAAUAAUAGAGAAGAGCACAAGUGCUAGUGUAACAAUGGCAUUGUGUUCAGAUGAUCCAUAUUGGGAUUUCAGGAGCUCAAUGGAGGCAAUGGUGGAAGAUCACAAACUGAGAGAUCAUUGGCCACAUUUGCUUGAACUUCUUAAUUGUUAUAUGAAGCUCAAUGAGAAGAGAAAUCAUAGGAUCAUUUUGAUUGCUUUCAUGGACUUGAUUCUUCAACUCUCUGCUCAAGACUCUUGA
Molecule: messenger RNA, 750 nt
Organism: Dioscorea cayenensis subsp. rotundata (Guinea yam)
Lineage: Eukaryota; Viridiplantae; Streptophyta; Magnoliopsida; Dioscoreales; Dioscoreaceae
Product: transcription repressor OFP15-like
Exons: 1
Coding region: 1-750 (249 amino acids)
Biological process (GO): negative regulation of DNA-templated transcription
Source: RefSeq, a predicted model, not a curated record